Molecule: messenger RNA, 666 nt
Organism: Drosophila kikkawai
Lineage: Eukaryota; Metazoa; Arthropoda; Insecta; Diptera; Drosophilidae
Source: RefSeq, a predicted model, not a curated record
GUCGAGAAGAUGAAGUCGUUUCUGAGUUGGAUAUUUUUCUCACUCAUCCUUAUAGCUACUAUCAGUGUCGGUGUGGAAGCUCGUCGUCUGGUCCUGCGUCCUCUGACGAAGAGAGAACUCCGCAAUGCUCUGGAGGAAUCUGGAAUAGGCUCCGACUCGGCAGCUGGAAAAUCGGUAGCUUCAGCCUUAGCAGGGCUAAGUGGACUUGCCCUGGGCAUUACCAAGGGAAUUGGCGGUUCAUUACUGUUCGAUGUGGUCACUUCGAAUGUCACCAUCGAUUACAUCACUAGUCUGUUGAACUCCACCGCCUCUUCCACGACUUCGAGCAGCAGUGGAACCUCCCAGGAGAUCUGCUUCAGCAGCCGCAGUGUCGACGGAGAGGACCUUAAAGACCGAAGCCAGGAUGAGGCUUACGUGGACGACAGCGUAUAUUCAUCGGAAGAGUGGAGACAGUUACCUAGCAGCACCAGCACCGACAAUUCCUGGACAAUCAAUAAUCCAUCAACGGAUACCACCGCACCCACAACAGAUACAAACAGCGGAAAUACCUGUAUUGUCCUGGGAUCCAAGGGAUAUCGUCGGAGGCGCCAGCUUGAGAUUCGACCAGGAACCCUGCGUUCACGCGCCUCAAGGCGCCUACGAAAAUUCUACAGGAAAAGGUUUUAG